GCUAUCAGUGCAUCCAUCCAUGUUUCAUUUUGAUGAGAAAUCAGUUUGAAAAACACCGACUAGCAUUUCUAGUGCAGCCAUCAAGGGGAUAUCAACACUGAUCAUCAGUGCCCUGAUGAUAAGUGUAGCCCCAUCAGUGCCACCUGUCAGUGCCCAUCAAUGCCAUAUCAGUGCCCAUCUGAGCUGCAGUGCCAGUGCCAGUCAGUGCCCCUAUGAGAGCUGCCAAUCAGUGCCGCCUAUGAGUGCUGCCAGUCAGUGCCACCAGGCAGUGCCGCCUAUCAGUGCCCGUCAGUGCCGCCUAACCGUUCCAGUCAGUGCCGCCAAACAGUUCCAGUCAGUGCUGCCUAUCAGUGCCAUAUAUGAGUACUGCCUUUUAGUGUCCAUCAGUGAUGUCUCUCAAUGCCCACUAGUGAUGCCUGCCAAUGCCCAUCAGUGCUACCUUCCAGUGCUUCCUCAUCAGUGCCAUCAGUGCAGCCUAUCAGUGCCCAUCACUGCAGCCUCUUUAGCGCACAUCAGUUAAGGAGAAAAAUUACUCAUUUACAAAAUUUUAUAACAGAAACUAAGAGAAAAAAAAAACUUUUUUUAAAAAAAAAUUUCUGUUGUUUUUGGUUUGUUUAUCAAAAAAUAA
Messenger RNA from Staurois parvus, 628 nucleotides. NCBI's taxonomy places the organism in Eukaryota, Metazoa, Chordata, Amphibia, Anura, Ranidae. The record is from the annotation of a GenBank genome assembly.